Mytilus californianus (California mussel) is the source of this 3227-nucleotide messenger RNA. RefSeq lists its product as uncharacterized. The record is from RefSeq and is a predicted model, not a curated record. Bases 97 to 1635 code for a protein of 512 amino acids. Lineage: Eukaryota; Metazoa; Mollusca; Bivalvia; Mytilida; Mytilidae. The transcript has 2 exons. Gene Ontology annotation, molecular function: protein binding.
GUUGUCAAUGACAGUGUUAAUAGAGGACAUGAAAACAUUAUUCAAGCUAUUCAAGACCUCAAGUCCGACAUUGAACGACAUAAACGUGACGUAAACAUGACAGAAGGAGAGUUGCCAAUGUCACCGAUGGGGCCAAAUGGUCAUUAUAAGGAACAAGAAUCAUCUUUGCCUAUGGUUCCAGAUGCACUUGAUAAAGAUCCUCCAAAUAUUGUUCAGAGGGGUCAUCAGUUACAAAUUUUUUGCUCUGGAAACGAGAACUCAAAAGACAGUAGAACAUGUUCGUAUUCCUACUCCGACGAAGCAAUUCUUAAAGAUAAUAGAGAUCACCAAAUUAACAUUGCUGAGUACGUUCAUAACCUGCCAAAUGAAAGAGUUAGAAAACAACUUGCGAAAGUUCUCAGCACGGAUGAGCCGAAUGACAGCUUAGACAUUGAGAACAUGGAUCAUUAUCUCUUUGUCGCUAAAAAUUUUAAUUUACGCAACACACUGAAAUGUUGUGAAAAUAAAUUAAUUUCUAACUUGAGCGCAGUAAAUUGUGUUGAAUAUUAUAAGCUUGCUAUUAAUUACGAGUUCAGCCAUUUACAAUCGGAGGCACUUGCACUUGCACUUAAAAAUAAUAAAUACUCCAUUAAGGGAGGCAAAUUAUGCAUUAAACAACGUGACAACUCAACUCGAGGGUCUUUGGAAAAUUCGAGAACAGAAAACUAUACAGAAUACUAUUCUCUUUUCACAAUCUGUUGUUGUGGGUCAAAACGUAUGUCUAUUACAACCAUUGUUUACGAUUCGAACUUGAGAAAUAGGUGUUAUAAAGACAUAAAAACAGGAAAUAAAAUCAGUAAACUGUUUCAAUGUUGCUGCAUUCAACGCGACGAAAACGAUCCACCAAUUAUUUAUUGGUCAUUUGGAAGUUCUGUGUAUCAGUACGACCCACUUCUGAACAAAUGCAAGCAACGAGCAUCUCUCAAAUGUAAACGAGCAAAGUUCAAUAUGAUAUCGCAUGGAAGUUGGUGUUAUGUGAUAGGAGGUGUCUAUAUGGGUCGUAAAGUCUUGGAAAUCGAAGAAUAUAACACGAAAAAAGAUGCAUGGAAGAAAGUGGCAUGCCUUCCUGGAGAUGCUUAUCCAAUAAAUUCAUCGUGUGUUGUUUAUAACGAAUUGAUUUAUGUCUUUUCCCCCAUUUCGGAUAAAAAAGAGGAAAUCAAACCAAAUGCAACUGCUGUGUAUGUCUUUCAUCCUAGCACGAAAAUAGUUAAGAAACUUUCGGAAAUCCAUUUGUCUUUCAAUCAGAUGAAAACCUGUGUUGUUGGCUCUUUUAUUUACAUUGCCUCUGACGAGAAACAUUUCAUAAGAUUCUCCCCAAUUCAGGGAUCGUACUUUUCGUUACCGGAUCAAAUUCAGGAAUGUAAAGAUUUCGGCAUGUUUACGAAAGAGAGCUCAAUUAUUCUUGCAGGGGGAUAUUUUAGGGAUAGAAAGUGCAAAGACAUUCACGUUUUUUGUACUGAUUCUGGACAUUGGACAACAUUAUCAGAAACAUUACCAGAUAACAUGGCAAUAAAUGGUGCAUGUAAACUGAAAAUUCCAAAUAGUGCCGGAACAAUUGUCCCCUUUUACGAAACAAAUCAUUUCGAAAAGCGGUGAUUAUACUUUAUUUGUAAACAUUGUAGGCUGGACUAAAUGUUCUUUAUAUUAAAUAUUUGUUUUUUUGUUAUCUCACAAAUUUAAAGCAGUAAUUUGUUCGGGAAUUUAUCUAUAUAAUAUAAUUUUAUAUUGCUUUAUGUUGAAAUGUUGGAUGUUUUUUUAUUUGUGAAAUGAUCACGGUGACAAAACUUAAAACAAACUGUGUUAUAACAAACGGUGGUACCUUUGAUUACUAUUCACACCACUGAAUCGAUGCUACUGCUGGUGGACGUUUCGUUUCCGAGAGUAUCACCAACCCAUUAGUCAGCACUUCGAUGUUGACAUGAAUAUCAUUUUUAUGAAUUUACUGUUUGCAAAAGUAUGAAUUAUUCAAAAUAGGAUUUUUUAUCCCAGGAACAGAUUACCGUACCCGUAUUUGGCACAAUAUUUUUGAAAUUUUGGGUCCCAAAUGCUGCUCUUCAACUGUUUUGGUUUCCAACUAUUUUGUUCACUAUUUUUAAAGUAUUAAGUAAAAUCACAAAAAUACUGAACUCCGAGGAAAAUUCAAUCGGCAAGUCCCUUAUCAAAUGGCAAAAUCAGAUGAAAAAACACAUCAAACGAAUGGACAACAACUGUCAUAUUCCUGACUUGAAACAGACAUUUUCAAAUGUAGAAAAUGAUGGAUUGAACCUUUUUUUAUAGCGCUAAACCUCUCGCUUGUAUGACACAAUUACAUAAAUCCAGUCUUUUAAAAAGAAAGUCAAGCAAGAUUAUGAUCCUACAAAUUAAAUCAGUUAUGACAUUCCUUUUUUUUGUGAUAUCUUUCCAACUUACACUAACACAGUGACUCAAAAAAAAAUUUUUUGUUUACAUUUUAUGCACACAAAACAGGGACCACUGCAUUGCAUCACAAGUACUCAAACACUAGUACAUUAUCUACAAGUGGGUAAGCACUUUUUUAAUUGAAUGAAAUUGAGAAAUCUAAAUAAUCAAAACAACUUAACACUUUCAAAAUUGAAAAAAAGCUAUAAGAUAAUAAAAAGUGGAACAUAGAAUAAAAACAUUUUUAACAUUUUUUUAUUCGAGCGUCACUGAUAAGUCUUUUGUAAACAAAACGCAAAAUGAUCCUGCUCCACAUGUGGUGCAAAUAUAAAAUUUCAAUCCUAGUAUCUAUGAUGAGUUUAUUUCUUAUCAAACCAACACAAACAAUACCUUUGCAAAAAUAGACUGAAAUGCACAGCACAAAGAACUAGAAUGGUAAACAGUUCAUAUUUCGCAAUAGACAUCGUUUGUUUUUCGCCUGACGACAAGUUAUAAAUCAUAUUUCAGGAUAAGUCAUGAACGGUCAAAGAAGGACAGACUUUUAAAAGAAUUUACGUCAAACAAUUGUGUAAAGACUUAACAACACAAGACUUAAAAGAUAUGAAUUGCUCAGGGUUUUAAAUAAAACAGUUAACAUGUUGAAAGUCAUACGUUUGAUAUUUGUUAUGCUUAACGUUCAAUAGCAAAACUUUCAUGCAAAUUCAGGUCGACAACAUAUAAUGAUUAGUAUUAUAUGAAGGUAAUGCAAUGAUGUUUUUUAAAAGCAGGUACAUGGAUCAUUUAUUCACGUA